ACUCUCAUAUACUAUAUGAAGGCACGACAAAUUCAUAUAUUUCUCUUCCACCUUUCUGCUUCAUCAACGACGUCGUCGUCGUCAACACGGCGCCCCCAGCCAUGACCAGCUCCGCCACUUCCUCGCGCAAGACCUUGAGCAAGAUAGCUUCUAACAGACUCCAGAAAGAGCUGGCGGAGUGGCAGGUCAAUCCACCCUCAGGUUUCAAACACAAGGUCACUGAUAAUCUUCAAAGGUGGGUGGUUGAAGUGAAUGGAGCUCCUGGUACUCUGUAUGCCAAUGAGACGUAUCAGCUUCAAGUAGAUUUUCCUGAGCAUUACCCUAUGGAAGCUCCUCAGGUGAUAUUUUUGUCUCCAGCUCCACUGCACCCACAUAUCUACAGCAAUGGCCAUAUUUGUUUAGAUAUUUUGUACGACUCAUGGUCCCCUGCGAUGACUGUUAGUUCUAUUUGCAUCAGCAUUCUGUCCAUGCUAUCUAGCUCUACUGUGAAGCAACGCCCGGAAGAUAAUGAUCGGUAUGUAAGGAAUUGUAAAAAUGGCCGAUCACCCAAGGAAACGAGGUGGUGGUUUCAUGAUGAUAAAGUGUAGCAACAAGUGUCAGUGUCGUUUGAUUCAUCUCGUCAAGGAUAUAGCUUAGCUGCUUUACCAUAUUUCAAAUCAGAAUCAGAAUCAGAAAAAAUUGUGGAAGUCCAUUGUUGUCAACAAACAAACCACUAUCUGGUGCAGAUUCACCUAUUGCUGUCUGAUGUAUGUAAAUGGAGACAAGUUGUACCUUUCCCGUUUCUGCUGUGUGAACCAACCUUAUGUAUGUUCUACAACUUCACUCUUGUUGAAAUUGUUAUUUUCUGAUUUGUGUCUAAUCAAGAAAAUUCUCAUUCUGCAAUA
Molecule: messenger RNA, 884 nt
Organism: Ipomoea nil (Japanese morning glory)
Lineage: Eukaryota; Viridiplantae; Streptophyta; Magnoliopsida; Solanales; Convolvulaceae
Product: probable ubiquitin-conjugating enzyme E2 16
Exons: 6
Coding region: 102-587 (161 amino acids)
Source: RefSeq, a predicted model, not a curated record